Ipomoea triloba (trilobed morning glory) is the source of this 2049-nucleotide messenger RNA. RefSeq names its product probable serine/threonine-protein kinase PBL21. Bases 541 to 1665 code for a protein of 374 amino acids. The record is from RefSeq and is a predicted model, not a curated record. Lineage: Eukaryota; Viridiplantae; Streptophyta; Magnoliopsida; Solanales; Convolvulaceae. Gene Ontology annotation, molecular function: protein kinase activity; ATP binding. The transcript has 5 exons. Gene Ontology annotation, biological process: protein phosphorylation.
AAAAAGGGGUCCUUUAAAUUUUAAUUUUUAAUUUUUGGGUUCCCAUUAUUUUUCUUGCCCAUUCAUUCCUUGGUUCAAACCCCUCCGUUGGAACACUGAGAUUGUGUGUGUGUUAUUUUUGCCAAGAAUCUUCACGUUACCGUGUGGUGUUUACGCAGUUUCUUGCGUUACCAACAAUUCCCUUAUUCACAAUUUCACAUCUCUCCCUACCCAGCUUUGUAUUUAUUGCACACCUCGUUUCCCAUCUGGUUCUUACCCUCUGCAGAUCUGUGAAUGUUAAAGAAUCCUUAAAUUUGUGUCUGUUUGUUUUAUAGCCUCAUUGGGUGGUUUCUCUCGGCCAGUUUUUUCCUUCUCCUAAGGGGAGAGAAUGCAGCGUCUCUCCUCUUAGGAUAAUUUAUAGAGAUAGAAGAAGAUUUUCUUUAUGUAGUCCAAAUUGGGUGGUGGGUGUUUGUUUUGCUUUGAGAAUCUGGGCUCUGGGAUUUCUGCUGUAGUCAUUGGGGUUUGGUUCUGGGAAAGGGGAAAAGAAAGUUCUUUUGAGCAAUGGGUUGCUUUUAUUGUAUUAGGCCUUCUAGUAAGGAUGUAAGGGAUUAUGAUGAAGAUAUGGCUCGUGGAUCCGCCAAUACUUCAGGAAGGAAAGGAGGUUCUUUGAGAGGGAAAACUGUGGAGGGCAGUGCCCACAAGGGCAAUGUCGCCCGUAGUUUCACAUUCAAGGAACUUGCAACCGCAACGCAAAACUUUAGGCAAUCGAACUUGCUUGGAGAAGGUGGAUUUGGGAGUGUGUUCAAAGGGCGUCUGGACUCUGAUCUGAUUGUUGCCGUGAAAAGACUUAAUCUUGAUGGCCUACAAGGUAACCAGGAGUUUAUUGUCGAGGUCCUGAUGUUAAGUUUACUUCAUCACCAGAAUCUCGUCAAUUUGAUUGGGUAUUGCACUGAUGGAGAUCAGAGACUAUUGGUCUACGAAUUUAUGUCUAUGGGUAGCUUGGAGAAUCACCUUUACGAUUUGGAGCCUGGAAUUAAGCCACUAAGUUGGUGUACAAGACUAAAGAUUGCUGCGGGUGCGGCUCAGGGCCUCGAGUAUCUUCAUUGCAAAGCAAAUCCACCGGUCAUUUAUCGCGACUUGAAAUCUUCAAAUAUAUUGUUGGACGACAAUUUCAAGCCAAAGUUAUCGGAUUUUGGACUUGCGAAAUUGGGGCCUGUUGGUGACAACACACAUGUUUCAACACGAGUGAUGGGAACCUAUGGGUACUGCGCCCCGGAGUAUGCGAUGAGUGGUAAACUUACUUUAAAAUCUGACAUUUACAGCUUUGGUGUGGUCAUGUUAGAGCUGAUAACCGGGCGCAAGGCUUACGAUAACGCUAGGAAACAAGGCGAGCAGAACUUGGUUGUCUGGUCUCAACCAUUCCUAAGGGAUCGGAGAAAGUUUGUUCAGAUGGUCGACCCUCUGUUGGAAGGGCAAUAUUCGGUCCGUUGUCUGCAGCACGCUGUUGCGAUCACUGCAAUGUGCCUUCAGGAACAAGCAAACUUCCGGCCACUUAUCAGCGACAUUGUCGUGGCGCUCGAGUACCUUGUCUCUCAGGCCGAAUGUUCAGAUUCUCAAAAACCCGGAGUUCAUGGCAAGACGCACUUGGUUCCACCUCUAGAUCCCAACGACGAUCAUAAAAGAUAAGGUCCAGUAAACGACUCCGUUCCAUUUUAAAAAGCCCGGUUGCAGCUUUGUUGUUAAGGUUAGGUGUACAGGUGUCUGCCAAAAACCAAUGUUUGCCUCUAGAGGCACAGAAAGAAAGACACUGGGGAACUUAUUUUUUUGUUUUAGUACAAGGUAAGAAGAAGACAUCUUGCUGCUACAUUUUUGUGCAUGCACAGUUUUGCCACAAAUUUAGAAGCAAAGAUGUUAAGAAUUGUUCUUAUGUUGUUUUCUUAGGUUCCAAAUGUUUUAGUGUAAAACAUGUCCAGCCAUGACACUGUAAAUAGUUGUUGAUGACAGAUCAACCAACAUUCAUACAUAGUCCAAUGUUUUUUAAUUAUACUUUCUGAGUUUUCUUGUGAGUAA